UCGACCGACCAGUUUUCGCUCCGGCUGCCCGGGCGCCACAAGGACAGCAGCAGGUCUCCUCGCCACGUCUGCCAGCGUAAGUGCCACCAUGACGCCAUGUCGGGCUGCCCUCUGGAAUCAGCAGGAGCAGCAGGUGGCAACUCCAGCACCCUGCCGGGCUUCUGGCUCCGGCAUGAAAGUCCCUGCCCCUGCCGAGUGAUGCCCGCUCCGCCUAUGCGUGGUCAACGGUGGGGACAGCGGCUCUGCUGUUGCGCACGGCCUGCUGGUGUCACGCGAUCCUCCGAGAUGGCGUUGACGACAGCGCCCAUUGUUCCUCUGCUCUCUAAGCCACCGCCCCACUGGCUUCCAUCAAAGGACCUGUGGCCACACAGCCAUUCGGCGAAGCUGCAGAAGCUGCUCAACGCCUGAGAAUCGCACGCAGCAGCACAACUGGCGUCAUUGAGGAGGUAAUGUAUGUGCCCCGACCUGCCGGCGUGCUGCCCUUCGGCGACGCUGCGGUGGCUGCUCGAUGCCGGAGAAUCGCACGCAGCAGCACCGCCGCGAGCAGCGCAGCCUUCGUGAAGUGCAUGGCAUGCUGCAGCUCCUGCGCCUCCAGCGAUCCAGUGUUGCCGAACGAGGUCACGUGGGCUACUCUUUCCCUAGAAAGAGUACGCGCGCGUGGCCAGGAAGCUUAUAUUUACGCUUUUGUUUUCGUGAUUCGUCACUUUUUGUUCUAGUACUUCUUUAAUAUAUCAAUAAAUCUGGUUUUGAUUGUCUA
Messenger RNA from Dermacentor andersoni, 757 nucleotides. RefSeq lists its product as uncharacterized. Lineage: Eukaryota; Metazoa; Arthropoda; Arachnida; Ixodida; Ixodidae. The record is from RefSeq and is a predicted model, not a curated record.